This is a messenger RNA of Laetiporus sulphureus 93-53, 2307 nucleotides long. Its product is annotated as SET domain-containing protein. The coding region runs from base 213 to 2165 and encodes 650 amino acids. Gene Ontology annotation, molecular function: histone methyltransferase activity; protein binding. Gene Ontology annotation, biological process: chromatin remodeling. Lineage: Eukaryota; Fungi; Basidiomycota; Agaricomycetes; Polyporales; Laetiporaceae. The record is from RefSeq and is a predicted model, not a curated record. The transcript has 16 exons.
CGGCGACGUCUCCGUUUGUCCUGCAUGUCGCUUCCGCUCUUGACUCUUGUGACCGACUAGUCCGUUUGUUGACGCAUAUAGCUACAUUUCUAGUGAUCCAACUCAACGGGGAGUCGGGACCGACAGUUCAAAUCGGCUCCAGUUGCCACCUUCGCCAACUUGAGUCGUAUCUCGCCGGCGAGUCACAAAUCUAAGUUACUCUCGAACGAAACAUGGAAGGAGCAACUAGUGAUCUUGACCCGAUCUCGCAUUCAGGAAUCAACAUGGAGGGCCCGGCCAUUGUGGACAAUGAAGACCCAGAAGUCACGGAGGAGACCUUGGAACGUUCACAACGCAACAUAGAGCGCGCAAGGGCCAAUCGUGACGAAAGAAACAGAAUACGGUCUGAAUACAUAGCCGUAUGGAACGAAUUUUAUGACUGGGAGCCUCGGGCGUGCUUGUCGAUGGUGCAAAGUCUUAGUGCCAUGAUCGAAGGUGUCGGAAUUGCCAACGUCAGGAUUGAAGAUGCCGCUUAUCUCUCUGAAUACGUCCACGAUAUGAUUGUUGAUGAAGAAUCAUCGCCGGAGCUGUUCACGCUUCAUGAUCUGGAAUAUGACGGACAUGUGACGGUCGUCAAUGAAACGCGUAACGUGGGCAUGCUGUUUCCUUACCCCAAGUACGAGUGCUGCGCCCCUACGAUGCGCAAUAUCAAAACAGACGAGCGCGAGAGCGUCCUCCGUUUCGUACAGUACGCUGGAGAAUCAGGCUUCGAUGAACGUGCACUAGUCGAAGAGAAAAGAGUGCUUGGCUGGCAGUAUCGAUGGCAGAAUCCUGACAUGUUGCUCAUCGCAGUCGAGACUGUGAAACGCUUGAACAAUAUAUCGAUGUCGUACGAAAGUAUCGAUCGGCAGAAGCUCCUUCCGCCUUUGGAGUCGGUUGACAAUCGUCCCGGAUUGUUUCAGAGGAUGUAUAGGCGGGACCUCUGGAGCUGGGAAAGCCAUGCGGGACCAUGCGGAAACGACAGGACUGCCCGGGCUGCUAUCGACACCCGUCUCUUCGAGCAAGUAAAUGAAUAUGUCAAUUGCUUCUGUCCCAAUAUGAACUGUCUUGAUAUUCUAUGCCUGCCGCACAAGGAGCCUACCGCCAGAUUAUUCGAGGGAAAUCCUCACAUAACUUCCGACGCAAUGAGGACACAAACCAGACGGCCGUGCGGUGAUCAAUGCUUUCUGUCGUUCCACGAAGAUGAAAUGGAUAUUAUCGAAUGGCCGAGUGCAUACGAUAUCCACGUCAUCAAUGGCGUCUUGCAUAUCUUUGCAGAUGAAAAGCCGUGCAAAUUGAGUCGAUUCUGUCGAUUGCCUUGCUAUCAGAUCUACCUUCAAAGACGUGAACUGUUCCCUGACAAGUUUAUAUCGCCAGAAACUCGAGCGUCACAAGGGGGUAUAUUACAAUCAUUCCAAGAUACUAUAAACAAUGAUGACGGAGAACGAUUUAGCCCGAUUGAUUUCUGCUAUCAUUCUGGGCCAUGUAGUAAGAAAUCAGGAUGCCCAUGCUUUAUAAAUGCAUUGCAUUGCAGGAGAAAUUGUCGCUGCAACCUCAAUUGCAAGCUGCGCUAUCCAGGUUGUAAAUGCAUGGGUGAUUGUGAUACAAGAUGCACAUGUGUUUUAGAUGGAAGGGAAUGUGACCCUGAAGCAUGUAAACAAAGAAAGAGGAACUUGAUCUUUGCACCAAAAACCAAGAACUACCAUUCCCUCAGACAUCGCUGUGAGAAUAUGCAUCUACAGCUAAGCAAGUUUCCUGAAAUCAUCAUCAAAACUGGUCUUCAUGGUCUGGGUACCUUUGCUGGCAAAGAAGUUGUCAAAGAUGCACCCAUUGGAGAAUAUGUUGCAGAACUUUUCCCGGAACAGGCUGUAGAGCAGAUGCUCGCAGACCACAUUGGCUUGAACUACACCUUCAAUCUGAAUCAAGCACAAGUACUGGACUCAGCGCAUGUGGGCAAUGAGACCAGAUGCGUCAAUCAUCUACCAUCUGAACGAGCCAAUGUCGACGUGAAGAUUGAAUAUGUGAAUGGAGACCAUAGAAUCUUAUUUUAUGCUAAAACAAGGAUAUCUAGUGGUCAAGAGCUGUUCUUCGACUAUGGACCCGGAUACUGGAAGGGCAAAGAUCCGUCCAUGCUUAUCCAAGCAUAAGCACCGAAACCCCCGCGCGUUUCUCCCUACUCUGUAUCAUGAGUCGUUUUUAGGAUCCAACGAAGAAACUGCAUCUGUGAUAGUAACUCACAUCCAUCGUGAUGAAUCGCCCAUUGAUUCCGCAACCUUGUCCAGUUCGUCC